Messenger RNA from Eufriesea mexicana, 829 nucleotides. It is a transcript of the gene Dhpr, whose product is annotated as dihydropteridine reductase. The record is from RefSeq and is a predicted model, not a curated record. NCBI's taxonomy places the organism in Eukaryota, Metazoa, Arthropoda, Insecta, Hymenoptera, Apidae. Gene Ontology annotation, biological process: L-phenylalanine catabolic process; tetrahydrobiopterin biosynthetic process. Gene Ontology annotation, cellular component: cytoplasm. The transcript has 4 exons. Gene Ontology annotation, molecular function: NADH binding; NADPH binding; 6,7-dihydropteridine reductase activity. Bases 44 to 757 code for a protein of 237 amino acids.
ACUCCCGAAACAUAUUUUGUGAAGUUGCUUCUUUUAUCGAACAAUGGAGGCAAUGGUUGGACGUGUUUUUGUAUAUGGAGGCAAGGGUGCUUUAGGUUCAGUUUGUAUUUCAAAAUUUAAGUCAAAAAAUUGGUGGGUUGGUUGUAUUGAUAUGAAGACAAAUGAGCAAGCUGAUGCAAAUAUAAUUGUAAAACCAGAGAAUAAUUUACAAGAACAGGAAGUUGAUAUUUUGCAACAAAUUUCAAAUGUGUUAAAAGGGGAUAAACUAGAUGCAAUUAUUUGCGUAGCUGGUGGUUGGGCUGGUGGAAAUGCAUCCCAUAAAGAUUUUAUUAAGAACAGUGAACUUAUGUGGAAACAAAGUGUGUGGAGUUCUACUAUUGCUGCUAGCAUUGCUGCCCACCACUUGAAAGAAGGAGGAUUUUUAUCAUUAACUGGUGCUAAAGCAGCAUUAGCAGAAACACCAGGGAUGAUUGGAUAUGGAAUGGCUAAAGCUGCUGUUCAUCAUCUUACUAAAUCUUUGGCCUCUAAAGACAGUGGUCUUCCAAAAGAUGCUCUAGUUGCAUCUAUUUUACCUAUUACUUUAGAUACACCUAUGAAUAGAAAAUGGAUGCCUAAUGCCGAUACAUCAAAGUGGACUUCACUUGAAUUUGUUGCAGACCUUUUUUGGAAAUGGUCACAAAAUCAAGAACGUCCAGUUAAUGGGAGUCUCUUGCAAUUGAUUACUAAUGAUAAUAAGACAGAAUUGAUUACAGCUUAAGAAGAAAAGUAUUACAUUUUUGGACCAAGAGCAUUUAGGUGUUUCCAUGACAAUAUAUAUAACCAUUACAAA